UAGCCACAUUCAUGCACUGCCAGUGCAACAGUUCACAAGGAGGCAAACGACUUUGCAGCAACUUUGCUCUAGGAACUACUAAAGGAUGGCCCAACUCCAUCUGCUGCUCUACUGUGCCACAACUCUGCUGAUUGCCAACGCCUUGGUGCUGACGCCGCAGCUCCUGAGCGCCGCCUCUGUGGCCGAUAAUGAGCAGGGGGGAAUCAUCGGCAAAUCGAAGACAUCCUUCCCCUUUCCGCUCGACGACGAUGUAGAGGGCGUGGAACUGCCCAUGGAGGUGGACCAAGAGGUCACUGUGGACCAGCGACAGUCGCAGCAGCAACAGCAGCAGCAGCACUCGCUGCCUCCUCCCUGGUUGGAGUUUGCCGAAGAUACAGCCCCGGUGGCAGCGCCCCCAUCGCCCAAGCACCGGCUGGGCGGCCACAAGCAUCCGACCGUCAUCAAGCAUCCGACGAACGGCUUCCACAAGCUCUCCUCCCACGGCCAUCGCUCCUGCUACGUGGAGAUCACCAAGCAUGUGGAGGGCAUCUGCCAGUCCAUGCCCCUGGGAAGUGCCUGUGUGACCGAUGACUAUAUGGUCAUCUACAACGAUGGCAACUGCUCCACUCAGUAGAGGGUCUCCACUUUGCUCUUUUUUUCUUAGUAUAACCAUUUUGUAUGUGCCAUAAGUGUCUAAAUAUGCGGAUGGGAGGAGUACGACUACCUGAUGUGCGUUUCACAAAACAAAACCAAACAAAACCAAACAAAGCCAAACAAUCCCAUACAAUUUGUAUAAAUAAAUCAAUAUACACACGAGUACCACAAAAUACUUACAAUAUACUCGUAUAUGCAUUUAGUAACAUUUCUUAUUAUUGAGAUCGAUUAUUAAAUUCCUACCUAAUCUCUGAA
Molecule: messenger RNA, 888 nt
Organism: Drosophila miranda
Lineage: Eukaryota; Metazoa; Arthropoda; Insecta; Diptera; Drosophilidae
Exons: 1
Coding region: 86-613 (175 amino acids)
Source: RefSeq, a predicted model, not a curated record